Messenger RNA from Haliotis rubra (blacklip abalone), 1438 nucleotides. RefSeq lists its product as uncharacterized. The transcript is spliced from 4 exons. NCBI's taxonomy places the organism in Eukaryota, Metazoa, Mollusca, Gastropoda, Lepetellida, Haliotidae. Bases 1 to 1035 code for a protein of 344 amino acids. The record is from RefSeq and is a predicted model, not a curated record.
AUGACCUGGAUCUCAGCUUUUGUAAUACAGCAAUCCCCAAAAUGUCGCAUCGACUACCACAACCUUCCCGCUUCCGUCAGCCUUGACCCUGGGUGUAGCCAUGUGACGUGUGGCUCGCAGUGUGGCGCCCCCUGUCCAUCAGCACGUGACUGUCAACAAAAUGGAGUCUUGGUGUGUAAGGUGUCUGCCCUGCCUACAGCCUUUACGUGUGGCUACGAUGAAGCCAACUGCUACGUUUUUCAAAAGGUCACCAACUGCACUAACGGGGGCACAGUGGCACCUGAUGGCACCUGUGUGUGUCCUACGGGCUUCAUGGGGAACUUGUGUCAACACUACGUUCACACCUGCGCCGACAUCUACCAGCGUGACUCCAGCAGCGCUGAUGGCGAGUAUACUCUCCUUACCUCCCAGGACGACGUCAUUAACGUCUAUUGCCGCUUCAAGAGCAGCGUGGUCACAACAUACUUCUCCAAGGCUGCUGUAGCAAAACUCAGCACAGAGGAACUUCGUCUACACUUCAACUCCAACACCGCAGUCGACCUCGUCGCAAAACUGAGUGACGGAACGCAGUCUGAAUCAAUCCUUACCCAGCUGACCUCAUUCUCCACUGUACCCCUGAGAGUCAUGGUCAGUGAAUACACUGACUAUUCUGCACCCUCCAAUACAAACUUGGGGCCUUAUCUUUACCUCGGGUUCCUUCCGACCACAAGAAUAUCGAAAAAUUUCAGACAUGGCUACAACGCCAAUGGUGCCGAUAAAGACUUCAACAACUGUGAUGGAAACCCAAAUAAUUACUUCACUUUAUUUUCUAAUAUUAACAACCAGUCACCAACGAGGAGUAGUGGUGGUAUGUGUAGUUCCUGCAUCAUGGCGCACUGGAAGACUGAUGCCCGGAUGUUACAAUCCGGAGACUAUCUUCCCGACAACUAUAUCUUCGACACGGAAAUUCACUUCGGGGGCUGUGGUGGUUUUGGCAUCACUACUAGCUGGAACAACGUUGAUGGAUUCGCACUUGGCGUCAAAUAUGAUGUCUAGCAGCUCGGAACGGAGGUUCCUGAAUGCAAGCACGACUGAAAGGACCCCAGUACUGAACACACAACAUGCAUUAACAGCUAAUGCUGUUAUUGAUGAAACAGACAUUAUCGGGGAUAUGAGUUAUCUGAAAAGGAACACUGAUAGGACGAGAGGCUUUAUACUUCUCAGACCACGCUUUCAAUGAUGGAAUCAAUCAGCGAUCAAUCCUAUCAACCACCCCUGUAUAACGAUUAUUCAUCAUCCCCAUUUGCUUUCAUAUGCUCAUCAAAAAAAGUAAGGGAUACUCGGAAUAUUUUAAACAUGGGGAACAUUAUUGGAGAUAGUAGUUUCUAGUGAAUGGGUGAGUGAGUGAGUUUAGCAAUAUUCCAGCUAUAUGGCGGCGGUCUGUAAAUAAUCGAGUCUU